Molecule: messenger RNA, 3118 nt
Organism: Nematocida parisii ERTm1
Lineage: Eukaryota; Fungi; Microsporidia
Exons: 1
Coding region: 1-3105 (1034 amino acids)
Biological process (GO): positive regulation of transcription by RNA polymerase II
Cellular component (GO): nucleus
Molecular function (GO): ATP binding; ATP-dependent chromatin remodeler activity; DNA binding
Source: RefSeq, a predicted model, not a curated record
AUGAAGUGUUUAGCUGUUUUAGUAAUAGAAAUGAGUAAAUUCCGGUUAGAAUCUAUAAUUAGAGACACAGAUUUAAUUUUUAACUUUUGGAUUUAUGCAAAAAGUAGACAAUUCUUUUUUAUUUAUAUGAAGAGUGACGAGAGAGAGUGGACCUCAUUUCUUAAUGCAAGGCGGGGGUUGUUUGUGUCCGGGGUUUCCGGCAUAUUUACGUCCAGUGAAGAGGACAAGGCUCUUAAGGUUGAAUUUGAGGCCACUGUACGAAUGCAUCCAACACACCUUCCGUUAGGAUUUGAUGUAGAGGCACUAAAAACAGAAAGGCACAGAUUGCAAAGCAUAAGAAAAGGGAUGGCAAUUAAAAGAAUAGUCCGUGAGUAUGCGGAUAGGAAUGGAAUUCCGUAUGAGGAGAUUGAGAAGGACCCAAAGGCGUAUUUAGAAGGCCGGAGGGAAGAAAGUGAUGCAUUCACUACGCUUCUGAAUAUAAAGAAGAUUGGUCUAUACCAUGAGCAGACUGUUCUCAGAAGAAAUGUAUACAAAGGAAUCAAGGAGAUUAUUUCUCCAGAGAUUCUGAAGUCAUCUAAAGUGUCGCUAGCGCACAAGCAAGAGAAUUUAUACGAUCUGCGGGUGCUUUCUGAGCUAGAGACGCGGCAUAUUGCUGCAGGAGAGGCAAAGAAGGUGGCGUGGUGGCUGUCUAUGCUGAAAAACAUUAAGCAGGUUGCUUUGAAGUCUGUGCAGUCUCUAAAGGACCAGGUUGCCAAUCAGCAGAGAAUAUUCAUUGCUGUGAAUGCAAUACAUGAAAAGCACAGGAAAGAAGAGGAGAAGUCUAAGAGGAAGGCAGAAAAGGCAAGAAUACAGGCGCUGAAGUCAAAUGACGAGCAGGAGUACUUGAAGCUGCUGCGGCAGGAGAAAAACACCCGGCUGACCCACAUUCUGCAAAAGACAGAUGAAUACAUUGAUGUUCUCAAGAAAAGAAUAAAGCUGCAGCAGGGCUCAACAGACAGCAAGUCUCUAGAGGAGGAGCCAAUGGACUACUUUGAGGCUGCGCAUUCUUCAAAGGAGCUAAUCAAGGAGCAGCCCAGGUCGGUGUCUUAUGGUCUUCUUAGAGAGUAUCAGCUAAAGGGUGUAGAGUGGAUGGUCAGUCUGUACAACAACAAGCUUAAUGGAAUACUUGCUGAUGAAAUGGGAUUGGGUAAAACAGUGCAGGCAAUUGUGUUUAUCUGCUAUAUUUUGGAGAAGAAGCAGGAGACAGAUCCGUUUUUGGUGGUUGUUCCUUUGUCUACUUUUUCUAACUGGCAGUCAGAGUUCAGCAGAUGGGCGCCUUCAAUUAGGGUUCUUCCGUAUAAAGGUGAUCCUGGGCAUAGAAAAGACCUUAAAAAAGAAACAACCGAGGGGAAGUAUGACGUGCUGCUGACUACUUUUGAAUAUGUAAUUAAAGAUAAGAAUUUCCUGUCGAAAACCUCUUGGCUGUACACAAUAGUAGAUGAAGGGCACCGAAUGAAAAACAGCGGGUCAAGGCUUUGUGUGGUAAUGAACACCUAUUAUAAAUCUAAAUACAGGCUGCUUCUUACCGGAACUCCAUUGCAGAACAGUCUUCCUGAGCUAUGGUCACUUCUUAACUUUGUGCUCCCCAAGAUAUUCUGCAGCGGCGGAAGCUUUGACGAGUGGUUCAAUGCGCCUCUUAUGCACGUUGGAGAGAAGAUAGAGCUGAAUGAAGAAGAGGAGCUUCUUAUUAUUAAGCGGCUGCAUAAAGUUCUAAGGCCUUUCUUAUUAAGAAGGCUCAAAAAAGACGUGGAAGCUGGGCUGCCUGAUAAAGUAGAAACAAUUAUUAAGUGUGGUAUGUCACAGCUUCAAAAGUCUCUUUACAAUGAAGUUAGAAGCACAACUCUGAAAAAGAAUGACUCUGUCAAGAAGCUUAACAAUACUAUUAUGCAGCUGAGAAAGAUAUGUAACCACCCCUUUGUCUUUGAUACUGUAGAAGAGUUUGUAAACCCUCUUAAGAUCAACAAUGAGCUUCUCUAUAAGGUAAGUGGUAAGUUUGAGCUGCUCAGAAGAAUGCUGUACAAGCUCCGGGCAACUGGGCACAAGGUGCUGAUGUUCUUCCAGAUGACACAAAUAAUGACAAUUAUGGAGGACAUGUUGGUUAUGGAAGGGUUUAAAUACCUAAGGCUUGAUGGUGCUGUGAAGAGUGAAGAGCGUGCGUCCUUGAUCUCUUCAUUCAAUGACCCCACCUCUGGGUAUCCGGUCUUUCUUUUGAGCACCCGUGCAGGUGGUCUUGGUUUGAACCUGCAGAUUGCAGACACUGUGAUUAUUUUUGAUAGCGACUGGAAUCCGCACGCUGACCAGCAGGCACAGGACAGAGCGCAUAGGAUAGGGCAGACCAAGGAGGUUCGUAUUUACAGGCUUAUUACUGCGGACACUGUUGAAGAGUAUAUUCUUGAAAAGGCGAACCACAAGCUGCACGUGGAUGAGAAGAUCAUCCAGGCCGGGCGGUUUGACAACAGGACUACCCAUGAGGAGAGAGAGGCGCUUCUCAGAAAUAUUUUUGAAGAGAAUGUGGAGGGAGAUGCCGCAUGCGUUGUUUCAACUGACCAGGAACUGAACAAAAUACUUGCAAGAAGUGAGGCAGAAAUGGUUGAGUUUAAGAAAAUAGACGAGUCAAACAUUCUUGGUCCGUUUGAUCUGUACUCUGGGCCUGCCCCACAGCUAAUUGCAAGCGAAAAAGAAGCAGCAGAGGAGGAGUACACAGGAAAGAGAAAGACUUCAAUGCGCUCUUCAAAGGCCUACAAGAGAAGCAGCAUAGUCCCUACGUGCACUAACAUUCUUAACAGUUUGGUCAAAAGUACUGUAAAUGGAAGAAAACGGAUUGAGCUGUUCUUGGAGUUGCCAGACCCAGAUAUAUACCCAGACUACUACCAAAUAAUACAGUACCCAAUAUCUGUCUCUGAAAUUCGGGAGAACAUAGAGUCGUAUGAAUCAAUGGAUGAGUUUGAAGCAGAUGUAAAAAGAAUGUUUAAGAAUGCAAUGAUUUAUAACGCAGAGAACAGCAUGGUCUAUCAAGAUGCAGAGUACCUUCUACACGUCUUUGAGACCCUUGUCGAUGAACCAUAAGCAAUAAAAAUCA